Macrobrachium nipponense is the source of this 873-nucleotide messenger RNA. RefSeq lists its product as uncharacterized. The transcript is spliced from 3 exons. The annotation marks the transcript as partial. The record is from RefSeq and is a predicted model, not a curated record. Lineage: Eukaryota; Metazoa; Arthropoda; Malacostraca; Decapoda; Palaemonidae.
GGGGGGGGGGGGGGGGGGGGGUGGGGGGGGGGGGGGGGGGGGGGGGGGGGGGGGGGGGGGGGGGGGGGGGGGGGGGGGGGGGGGGGGGGGGGGGGGGGGGGGGGGGGGGGUGGGGGGGGGGGGGGGGGGGGGGGGGGGGGGGGGGGGUGGGGGGGGGGGGGGGGGGGGGGGGGGGGGGGGGGGGGGGGGGGGGGGGGUGGGGGGGGGGGUGGGGGGGGGGGGGGGGGGGGGGGGGGGGGGGGGGGGGGGGGGGGGGGGGGGGGGGGGGGGGGGGGGUGGGGGGGGGGGGGGGGGGGUGGGGGGGGGGGUGGGGGGGGGGGGGGGGGGGGGGGGGGGGGGGGGGGGGGGGGGGGGGGGGGGGGGGGGGGGGGGGGUGGGGGGGGGGGGGGGGGGGGGGGGGGGUGGGGGGGGGGGGGGGGGGGGGGGGGGGGGGGGGGGGGGGGGGGGGGGGGGGGGGGGGGGGGGGGGGGGUGGGGGGGGGGGGGGGGGGGGGGGGGGGGGGUGGGGGGGGGGGGGGUGGGGGGGGGGGGGGGGGGGUGGGGGGGGGGGGGGGGGGGGGGGGGGGGGGGGGGGGGGGGGGGGGGGUGGGGGGGGCCAUUAUCGAAAGUGGAAAUUGGAAAGAAACAAUCACACUGCUUCAGAUUUUCCUCGAAUUUCCUGGCAGAACGAGGACUUGUCGCCGCUUUCACUCAUCAUUAUUCUGCCACAGCCAUGGCAGCAAACCGGGGAAUCCUGAAUGUAAACACAAUACCUAAAUCUGGAUGUGAUAUGAUCGUGCGAUGCAAUGAUGUUAUGAUGAUAUCGACUACGAUAGACAACUUAGUCAAGAACGCAAGGUACAUCUCUCAACCUGGACACAGUUGCGCUCAGUAA